This is a messenger RNA of Mycotypha africana, 2189 nucleotides long. RefSeq names its product aspartic peptidase domain-containing protein. The record is from RefSeq and is a predicted model, not a curated record. Gene Ontology annotation, molecular function: aspartic-type endopeptidase activity. Gene Ontology annotation, biological process: proteolysis. Lineage: Eukaryota; Fungi; Mucoromycota; Mucoromycetes; Mucorales; Mycotyphaceae. The transcript is spliced from 3 exons. The coding region runs from base 242 to 1834 and encodes 530 amino acids.
GAAGAAUUUGAACUGGUCUAAUUUUAGCGUAGAAUGCUGCAUUCUCUUUUUAUGGAUCUGCCCCGGGCAAUUUAGAUAAGUUAAGGUAUCUCGUGUCGAUUGGGUAUUAUAAAUUAUCGUAAUAAAAUCAUGUUCUGAACCUACUCUCUCUUUAUCUCCCAGGAAUUUUAUACAUUAUCGCAAACUCUUUCACGAUCUCUACUUUGGUACAUAUGCCAUAGAAGAAGAAGGAAUUAUCAAGAUGCCUAUAAGAAGGUUAAGACGGCCUGAUACGAUCAUAUCAUCUAUUCAGAAACGGGAUCCCUUUCAGGCACCAUUAUACAAUGAUCAAGGUAGCCAGUACCUUGUCGAUAUUAGCGUAGGCACACCACCUCAAAAUUUCUCGGUUACCCUUGAUACUGGAAGUGCUGAUUUAUGGAUUCCUGGAAAAUUUUGCCCAAAAACUGAAUGCCCAAAUAAUUUAUUUGACGAAGCAAAGUCUUCCACGUUCAAGGAUCUUGGACAAUCGUUUGGACUGACGUAUGGCAUUGGUAGUGUAAACGGCACCUAUGUGACAGAUACAGUUUCCAUUUCAGGAGCGACAGUUCAAAACCAGCAAUUCGGAUUAGCAAGCUACACGAAACAGAUAUUAACCAAUCCAAACACAAUCACAGCGGAAAACGUAGGAGCAACUACUAUGGCAACAAGUGAUUUUAUCAAAUCUUCCUUAUCAAAAAUUUGGUCUUUAGCAUCGGCAUCUCCCUCUUCUUCUUCUUCUUCUUCAUUAACAGAAUUGGAUUCGCCAGUUGGUAACGGCAUUUUGGGUCUCGGAUACCCUAAACUGACGGCAGCCUCCAGUAACGGUCAUGGCGCAUAUACCCCCUUUGUCUUUCAACUUGCUGCACAAAACUUAAUCAAAGAGCCUGUAUUUUCUAUCUAUCUAAACUCAGCUAAUGCCCAAGGUUGGGCAGGUGAACUUAUUCUAGGAGGUGUCGAUUCAACAAAAUAUUCAGGCAAUAUCACUUAUUUACCCGUAGUAUCUUUGUCCUCUACACGUGCUUCAAAGAGUAAGACGAAAAAGAAAAGAAGUCUGCCCGAUAACAACAAUUAUUAUUAUUGGAUGGUAGGCGCUAAAGGUAUCAGCGUGUCUACCACAGAUUCGGCAACGUCCUCAACUAACAAAAGAUCAGUAGAUGCAAACGCACAGACCAAUCGUUCAAAUUCUAGCACUACAACAACAACAAUAACAAAUGCCGUAGCCGACAACAGCAACUUCACGUCCAGAACUCUGUUCGAUGUUGAUCUUUCAUCUUCAACCGGCGCUUUUAUCUUGGACACAGGCACCACUUUAACAUAUCUUCCAUCCUCAAUUGCCAAGCAAAUUGUCGAGACUUUUGCUGGUAGCGAAGGUUACACUACAGAUACAGGCUCAGGUGCUUACAUCAUUGAUUGUAAUACUGCCAAGAGCAAUACUCAAUUGAUUUUCAAAAUGUCUUCCGGUGACAGUGCAAAUCCUGUAACAUUAUCAAUACCUGCCUCUCAAUUGGUUAUCGCUUUAGACAGCAGUUCUCCUGACGAUGCAAGUUAUUGUAUUUUUGGCAUUGCUCCUACUACAACAAAUGCGGUGAGUAGCAAUCUUUACCUGGUCGGAGAUUCCAUCUUAAGAAGUAUCUACAUGGUCUUUGAUAUGGGAAACAACCGUGUUGGUAUCGCUUCAGCAGCUGGUGUCGGUGGUGCUGUCCAAGGCGUGUCCUCAGUUGGCCAUACAAGCCAAGGCUUCUUACGAAUGAAUAAUCCAAUACUCUCAGUGGUCUCUUCUCUGAGCUUGUUUGUUACUGCUUAUCUCUGCCUAUAGAGCGGAAAACAAAAAAGUACACAUAUUGUUGUUAAUAUUCACUACUUCAUACGAUGUCUCUUUUAUUUGCUUUUUGUUCAAGAAUACCAUUUUACUUUGUAAAUUAUAGUUUUAAAAAAUCACUGUAUGAUAAUUGAUGUAAUGAUACCUGUCUCAAUAAAGGCAACUACUGCUCUGAAGACAAUUGGAUUUCUUUUCAAGCUCCAAUUUAGGCUUAUGCAGAAUGUAGAAUUGUUGGUCGGAGCCGUUGUAAUUGUUUGCUAUAAAGUGAUACAGUCUUUACGGUUCAGUUUCGAAUAGCGUUAAAUUAAUCUUCAGAUUAAAGAACAAAAAAAAAUUGGGAUUCUGAGUACAA